Alligator sinensis (Chinese alligator) is the source of this 3131-nucleotide messenger RNA. RefSeq names its product RNA pseudouridylate synthase domain containing 1 (gene RPUSD1). The transcript has 6 exons. Gene Ontology annotation, biological process: pseudouridine synthesis. The coding region runs from base 125 to 1036 and encodes 303 amino acids. Gene Ontology annotation, molecular function: RNA binding; pseudouridine synthase activity. The record is from RefSeq and is a predicted model, not a curated record. NCBI's taxonomy places the organism in Eukaryota, Metazoa, Chordata, Crocodylia, Alligatoridae.
UCCCGCGCCCGCUCCGAAGGCUCCCGCGCUUCCGGCCAACGUUCCAUCCGGCGCGGAGGCGGGCGCUGAUUGGCUGCGCCGCGCCGGGCUGGAUACAAUGUAGCCGCGCUGCAGGGCUUUGGCCAUGGAGCCGGGCAGCAUCGAUAACUUGUCCAUCCUGUACCAGAGCUCCGACUUCAUCGUGGUUAACAAGCACUGGGACAUCCGCAUCGACAGCAAGAUGUGGUACGAGAAGCUGACCCUGCAGAGCCAGCUGAAGUACCGCUUCCCCGAGCUCGCCGACCCAGACACCUACUAUGGCUUUAGGUUUUGCCACCAGCUGGACUUCUCCACCAGCGGUGCGCUCUGUGUAGCCCUCAACAAGGCGGCGGCUGGGAGCGCCUACAAGUGCUUUAAGGAGCAGAUGGUGACCAAGGCAUACCUCGCCCUGGUCAGGGGCCAUGUGAGUGAAAGCAGGGUGACGAUCCGUUACGCCAUAGGGAAGAACACGACAGAAGGCCUGACCCACAUGAUGUGCAUCGAAGGGACGAUGGGCUGUGAAAACCCGAAGCCUUGCCAGUCCGAGCUCGUUGUUCUCGAGCAUGGGACGUACAGCGGUGACCCAGUGACCAAAGUGCUGCUGCAGCCCCUGACAGGGCGGACGCACCAGCUCCGGGUUCACUGCAGUGCCAUCGGACACGCCAUCGUGGGAGACUUCACCUACAGCUUCAAGAAGGACAGCAACCCGUACAGAAUGAUGCUACACGCCUACUACCUGCGCAUCCCCACCAAGCAGGAGCUCAUUGAGGUCUGCGCGCCCGACCCCUUCGUCACCGCCAUGGACAGCCAUUGGGUCCCUCACCGCACCGUGCACCAGCUGGACGAGGUGAUCCAGGAACUGAAGGACAAGGCCAGCCAGGCAGGGGACGAGGAGGGGAGCCAGGAAGCCGUGCUGAGGGAUGGAGGAGAGGAGAGGCUGAGCCCAGCCCAGAGUCCAGAGACAGAGGAGCAGCAAGCCAAGUGCGAGCAGUGGCUGGCAGAGUGGGCGCUGGAAUGAGAGCUGCCCUUGCUGAUGCCUUGCAAACCCACACCUCCAUUUUUAAUCCCUGCAGGCCCUGCCCAACCCCGCUGUCCCCCCAGAACCCAGCGCUGCCGCCACAUUUGCACUUUCCUAGGCUGUGUUUUCGUAGCCUGAAUCUUCCACGGAUUCAAGUCUGGGACUGAACUCUGAUGCAUUUGAGCACCCGCAAGGAUUUCUUUCCAAUGCAUCGGCCCAACCCCUGCCUCUGCCUGCACCUUCCGUAGUCGGUGCCAAAGCCACGUGGUUUCACCCUCGCGUGUCAGAAAAUCGGUAGGACCCCCUUCCUAUAGCAGUCUUCGUUAGCAUCAGCUGUUAGGUGGGCCUCAGCAAACCUGAUGCUGUGACCCAUCUAGUGCAGGAAGUGAGGGAGGUUCCCCCAGACCCUCAGUCCUGGAAGGAGGCUGAGAUGCAGCCUAGCUCAAGAGCAUCCCUGAUUGGGAGCGGGGUAAAACUGUCUGGUAGGACCUGCUUUGCUUUCCCACUUCCCCCUGCCCCUCGUUCCCAGCUCUUGAGGAAUCACCUGGGCACUGUGUCCCAUUGACUCUGAUGAUCGUCCAGUGCAGGGGAUGAAGAAGUGGCACUCGCUGUGUUUCCUGAAUAAGGGUGAAGGGAUGUGACAGCCAAGGGCUUUGUUACAGGGUCAUGAGGUGUUAAAACCGAGCUGCUUGCAGGGCCCCUCCAAGGGAACGGCGCACUCGGAGCACUUGGCCUUGCUGUUUUCCUUGCUGCAUUUUGUCCGCUUGUCACUUUAAAAGGUUUUAUGGAAAACUGAGUUAAUGAACACUGAGGGAUUUUACAUUUUUUAGAGAAGUUUGACAAGGAACGCAGCCUUGUGGUGAUUCUGCAAUGCCGUCGGUCUCAAGCCUUUCUACAUUUCUAGCCUGUUUUGCCCCUAGCAGGUUAACAACGUCCAAGAUCCCAAAGCUUUUCUCUCUUGAAAGAGCUGUUUUAUUACCCCCUCUUCUAUCCAUCCUUUUCUAACUCUGGUUUUUAGUUUUUGACGGCAUUCCAGGUAAUUCUUAGCUGAACAUAACCCUGAAGUGAAUUAAAAGCAGUCAGCGUAUCCUACUGCCUGGAGCCCCCUUCGACAGGGCGCUGCAUGUCUUUCAUCACUAGAUGGUGCCCUGGCAGCUCUUGUGAUCACACCAGCUUUGGACGGCAGCGGUGGGACCCGAGGAAGCCACACAACCUAAAGGGAUGUGAAGGAGCAGAUGCAAACCGGGAUAGAAAGGAAGAUCCGGCUGGGAGCUGGAAUUCAGCAAGAAUCAAGGAAGCCUUUGUGGGAACUUCUUUGCUUUGUGAAGCUGUUUCACUCCUUUAAGGCUGUCUGGCCCAUUCAAGUCUUCAUCCUGCCCGGCUGUUGUUUUAAAUAACAGGAUGACAAAGUUUUAAUGGCGUUGAGCACUGCAGUUUGUAGGUUUUUGGGACCAUAGACUGUGGCAGCACAUGCAGCCCUGUUGUGACUCGGCUCUCUUAGGUAUUUUCAUAGCAAAGCUCCCUGUACCAUACCAGGGACUGAGCAGCUGCAUCAGCGCAUGCCUUUAGUGCCCCUUAAUCCCCAGGCUGUUGUGCAUCUAAUGCGAUGCAUGCUCCCAUGCUUGAGAAAAUCCACCUCUAGCCUCCGAUGACUGAUGAGAAACCCCCCCGUGGUUCUGCCUGGCUUGCUUUGGCUGCAAGCUUGUAUGUCUGCCCCUCUGCGUGAGUUGAGGUCACGUGUUUACAUGGGUGCAUCUUCAAAGAUGGUCUCGCUGGAGCGUGUAGCAGGCAGGGAUGCUUGUUCUAGGCACAGCUGUUUGUGCGUCUCUUGGUUUCUGUUGCACUCAGACCAACACAUGCCCCUUGAGAGGGAGAUGAGCAGGCUGGGGGGUGGAUGGAAACAAUACACGUGUGUUCCUGCAGUGUCCAGUCUGCAGUAGGCUAUGGACUAGUCCUUGAGAUAGUAGCUCAUCGUUGGAGCUCCUGAUACAUAGAUGGGAGUCUCCUGUUUGCUGCUUAAUGUUCAGCACUUGGUGUAUGUGUCCCAUGGGCUAAAGGCCUGAUAAAACCAGAGGGAUCAUUGCUUUUGCAGGAG